This is a messenger RNA of Penicillium malachiteum, 780 nucleotides long. RefSeq names its product Rab family GTPase. The record is from RefSeq and is a predicted model, not a curated record. Gene Ontology annotation, molecular function: GTPase activity; GTP binding. Bases 1 to 780 code for a protein of 259 amino acids. Lineage: Eukaryota; Fungi; Ascomycota; Eurotiomycetes; Eurotiales; Aspergillaceae. The transcript has 3 exons.
AUGUCCGAAUCAGCCGGUGCAAAUGGUCCCAAGCCUAGCAGCAGCGUCAAGCUUGUCCUGCUGGGAGAGGCGGCCGUAGGAAAGUCUUCCCUUGUACUUCGGUUUGUCAACAAUGAUUUCCAGGAGAACAAAGAGCCAACAAUCGGCGCUGCUUUCCUCACACAGAAAUGCGCCCUUCCUACACGUACAAUCAAAUUCGAGAUCUGGGAUACCGCAGGUCAAGAACGCUUCGCCUCACUCGCCCCAAUGUACUACCGCAACGCCCAAGCUGCCCUCGUGGUCUACGAUGUUACCAAACCCUCUUCGCUGACCAAGGCAAAACACUGGGUGGCUGAGCUUCAGCGCCAGGCUAGCCCCGGUAUUGUCAUUGCCCUUGUCGGUAACAAGCUGGACUUAACCAAUGACGGUGGUGACACAUCUGCUGCUCCCGAGACCGAGUCUGAGUCGGCUGGACCCGACGGUGAUGAGGCAACUGGUGAAGAGGGUGAGGAACAGGAUGCGACACCGGGUGAUGCUCGAAAGGUUUCUACACGUGAGGCGAGUGGUUAUGCUGAUGAAGAGGGUCUAUUGUUCUUCGAGACCAGUGCAAAGACCGGGACGAAUGUAGUAGAUGUCUUUACAGCCAUCGCUAAUGCUAUUCCUGAGAGUAGUUUGAAGACUGGCCGGGGUGCCGCUGGUGCUGGUGGACAGAAUACUCUUGGUGGUCGCUCUGGAGAUGACUCUCGAGUCAAUCUGGGUGAUCGAAAUGCUGCCACAGCUAAAGAAGGCUGUGCUUGUUAA